CGAGGACCAUUGGUCACAAAUAUCUCUCUGGAUAAGCUACUGGGACGAGAAAAAAACACAUCCUCUGAAUUAUUAAAGACUAAGCCCUACUUAUCACACAAUGCACUGCCUGAAAAGUCUGAGGACAGCUAACCCGGGAAUCUUGCAGCUAUUUAAAAAUGCAGGGAUCUCCAGCAGAGGUGGAGCUGACAACAAUGUUUUGUCCUGGACCCAGCAACCAGUUCCUCUCCCCUCCUGGGCUGCAGCAUCACACCACACCCACAGAGCCUUCCACCAGAAGGGCCCUGAUGCUGACCCAGGACACCCCAAAAUUAGGUUCAUGUCCAGUAUGGAGGACCUGCUUUUCUACGCCAUCACUGAAGGAAAGGAGACAAUCCCCCUGCCGCAUUUCAUCUCUGCUUUAAGAAAAACAGGUUUGUUGACCUCUGACCCUCGCCUACGUGACUGUGUCAGUCAGCUGCGGCAAUCCUCACGUGACUCUGUCGGGCCGGUCAUGAUGGACAAGAAGCUCUUCAGAAGGUGUGUGGGAAACAACAUCAUGCUGCUGACCAAGGCUUUCAGAAAGAAAUUCAUCAUACCGAACUUUGAUGAGUUGACCCAGCAGAUUGACAGGAUGUAUGACAGUGCACAACAGCAGGAGGCAGGACAAGUAGCUGAUUACAUUCCUCAGCUGGCUAAGUUCAGUCCCGAUCUCUGGGGCGUAUCUCUGUGCACAAUCGAUGGACAGAGACACUCUGUGGGUGACACCAAGGUUCCCUUUUGUCUACAGUCGUGCGUGAAGCCUCUGGAGUACGCCAUCGCUGUGCACGAGUUCGGCACCGAGCAUGUUCACCGCUUUGUGGGAAAAGAGCCAAGUGGAUUCAAGUUCAACAAACUGUCACUAAAUGACGAAGAUAAACCACACAACCCAAUGGUAAACGCCGGAGCUAUCGUCAUCAGUUCUUUAAUUAAGCCUCAUUCAAAUAAGGCAGAGAGGUUCGACUAUGUGAUGGACUUCUUGAAAAGCUUGGCUGGUACAGAGUAUGUGGGCUUCAGCAAUGCAACUUUCCAGUCGGAGAGGGAGACCGGUGAUAGGAAUUAUGCAAUUGGUUACUACCUCAAGGAGAAAAGAUGCUUUCCUGAAAAUGCAGAUAUGAUGGCUGCACUUGACUUCUACUUUCAGUUGUGCUCUAUUGAGGUGAACUGUGACUCAGGAAGUGUUAUGGCGGCCACACUGGCCAACGGGGGUAUUUGUCCAAUCACAGGCGAGCGUGUGCUGAGCGCUGAAGCCGUUCGCAACACCCUGAGCCUCAUGCAUUCCUGUGGCAUGUACGACUUUUCCGGACAGUUUGCCUUCCAUGUGGGCUUGCCUGCUAAAUCUGGGGUUUCAGGUGCUGUUCUGCUGGUUGUCCCCAACGUCAUGGGUAUGAUGUGUUGGUCCCCACCUUUGGAUCGGCUCGGGAACAGUGUUCGUGGCAUCCACUUCUGUCAGGAGCUGUUGUCUCAUUUCAACUUCCACAAUUACGACAACCUGAGACACUUCACCAAGAAACACGACCCCCGGAGAAGAUCAGAUGAAGAUCCAAACAAGUCAGUGGUAAACCUCAUGUUCGCAGCCUACAGUGGAGACCUCACGGCUCUCAGGAGGUUUGCCCUUUCAGCUGUGAACAUGGAGCAGAGAGACUACGACUCUCGCACAGCGCUCCACAUUGCUGCUGCAGAAGGUCAUGUGGAAGCAGUUGUCUUCCUAAUUGAAGUAUGUAAAGUGAAUCCCCACAUGAAAGACAGAUGGGGAAACACGCCUAUAGAUGACGCCAUGCAGUUUAGCCAUGACGUCGUUGUUUCAGUCCUGCAAGAGUACCAGCGCGGGUACAGCGACGGCAACGCACCCUGUGACACAGAGGAGCAGAAGAUCACACCGGAUACGUUGAAGGGCAUCGUCUAGUGAAGCCAAACAGAAUUGCACACCGAUAUUAAGGGGGGGGAGGCUUCAAUUUAUAAAGGAGCCGCUGCUCUAAUCCACAAUGGAUCUCAAGGGUUUAGUUAUGGAAAUUAAUGAAUUGUAUUAUGAGAGGACUGAAAGGAUAUCAUUGAGAGAUGUGAUGAAUGAAGGAGUUUAUCCUAUAUAUGAUAACAGAAUAAAGUCUGUAAUGUAUUUCUGCAGACUGGAGCAAUUGUUCAACAGUGUAAGGAAUGAACAAAGCACUACAUACAGUAUUCAGGCUUUUUGGGAAAAUUCACUCAUUCAAGCCAUGAUUUGGCUUGUGCUGCAAUAUUAAUGAACCGUUUUUGUGCUCUGCUUCUAAUGGAAAAUGCCACUGUGAUGUAAAUAUCUAAUAUAUUAUGCCUAUUUAUUGUUCAAAUAUUGAAAUUUAUUUUUGCUUUUUUAGCAUGUCAUUAAUCAGGGGGUUUUAUGCUCCAUGUGGUGAACUGUAUAAAUACUAACUAACUAAAUCUGCUUCAUUAAUUAUUCUAACUCAACAGGUUAUUAAGUUGCAUUUAUGCCUGAAACGCUGGAAAGACUGUUUUAUUUAUUGUUUAUGCCAGUUUAUCAAGGAUCAUAGUCAGUUUUUUCACUGCUGAUGCCUUGAGCUGUGCACAUUUGCGUUAUUCUAACAGAACGUUUAUAAUUAAAUGCAAAUGACUUUCAAACUAGACAUGUGAUUGAAAGUAUAAAUAGAGGUGAUUAUAUGCUAAUGAAAAUGAUAUUCCGUUUAGAGCAAUAGAUCCCCUUUAAUACUACACACUGGCCCUUAAAGCUUCAGUGCGUCGCUGUAAAUAUGUAUCAUCCUGCUGUAAAUAAAAGAAAUGUAAAAGCA
Molecule: messenger RNA, 2798 nt
Organism: Eleginops maclovinus (Patagonian blennie)
Lineage: Eukaryota; Metazoa; Chordata; Actinopteri; Perciformes; Eleginopidae
Product: glutaminase liver isoform, mitochondrial-like
Exons: 18
Coding region: 101-1924 (607 amino acids)
Biological process (GO): L-glutamine catabolic process
Molecular function (GO): protein binding; glutaminase activity
Source: RefSeq, a predicted model, not a curated record